This is a messenger RNA of Vanrija pseudolonga, 1849 nucleotides long. It is a transcript of the gene Strap, whose product is annotated as Serine-threonine kinase receptor-associated protein. The transcript has 6 exons. Lineage: Eukaryota; Fungi; Basidiomycota; Tremellomycetes; Trichosporonales; Trichosporonaceae. The coding region runs from base 645 to 1700 and encodes 351 amino acids. Gene Ontology annotation, molecular function: protein binding; RNA binding. Gene Ontology annotation, cellular component: SMN complex. The record is from RefSeq and is a predicted model, not a curated record. Gene Ontology annotation, biological process: spliceosomal snRNP assembly.
CCACCUCCUUCCUUACCGUCCCCUCCCUCCUUCUCCUCCUCCUUCCUCCCCUCCUCACCUCUUAAUCUGUCCACCACCCCCCCUCGCCGCGCUCUCUUCGUUCACGUAUACAGCCUGUUUUACUCUACUACUACACUUUGUUCGCAAAACACACGCGCCGACACACACACCACACCACACACAACCGAUACCCCGCACACAACUUGAACCCCACUCUUCUACUUCCAUCGCAGUAACAACAACAACCCGACGCAUCAACCUUUGCGGCUCAUCUCGACCGCUCACAAUCUCACCUCGAAUCCCCAGCUACAUAGACUUUUUGGGCUGAGCCCUCUCCGUCGCACACGCAACAACCCCGCAACUCCGACUCCCACUCCAACGCCGCUGCUCGCAACGCGCGUCAUCUCUGUAUCCACCCGUCCGGUCCCAUCGGUCGACAUCUGCACUCGACUCUUCACGACACCUCAAUCAAUCCACCCUCGCAUUGUCUCUUGCCGCCCUCUUGCCAUUGUUCUCCUCGUCUCCUCGUGACCCCGAGGCUCUGUGCGUACACUGUAAUUUCGUCGACGCGGUCAAGAUCGCUCGAUAAACCCCGAACCCGAACCACCCUCUUCCCUCGUCUCUGUGCAACAUUUUUUUAGACAAUGGUCGCCUACCCGAAUGGCUAUGGCUCGUCGGCCAACGCAAGUGCCGCCCUGCAGAACAGCAACGGCAAUGUCCACGGCGGCUCGGCCACACCCACCGUCAAAGUCCAGCCCCUUCUGUGCUCGGGCCACACGAGGCCCGUGGUUCAUCUCCAGUUCUCCAACAUCCUCCAGGAUGGUACCUAUCUCCUGAUCUCGGCCUGUAAGGACGGCAACCCAAUGCUGCGCAACUGGCUUGGCGACUGGAUUGGCACCUUCCUUGGCCACAAGGGCGCAGUCUGGUCCACCAAGAUCUCGCUCGACACAUCGCGUGCUGUUACAGGAUCCGCCGACUUUACUGCCAAGAUUUGGGACACGAACACUGGCGAGGCGCUUCACACAUUUGCGCACAACCACAUUGUGCGGUCGGUUGCCCUCAACCCUCAGGUGCAGCCCCAAUACCUCUUGACUGGCGGCAACGAGAAGAAGAUUCGUCUCUUCGACCUCAACCGCACCGACGCCCAGCCCCUGGUUCUUGGCAGCAACCCCGAUGGCCUGUCAUGCGAGGGUGUUAUCCGGAGCAUUGUCUGGGACGAGGGCCAGGGCGGCACUGUUGGUGUUUCUGCGGCUGAAGACGGCAAGGUCCGUUGGUGGGACCUAAGGUCACUGUCGCAGAUUGGUGAGGUCGACCUUGGCGGACCUAUCAACUCGAUGGAGCUGGCACACGGCGGCGGUACGCUAGCUGUUGCGCAGGGCAAGAAUGUGCACUUCCUCGACAUCCUGAGACAGCACCCUCCGGUUUCCAUUGGCCUGCCUCACGAGGUGACAUCGGCGUCGCUUCACCCCUUCCUGCGUGACCGUUUUGUCGCUGGCUCGUCUGGCGACCCCUGGGUGCGCGUGUACGACCUCGACUCGGGCGCGGAGCGCGAGGUGUACAAGGGCCACCACGGCCCUGUGCUGUGUGCGUCGUACUCGCCCGACGGCGAGGUGUACGCGAGUGGCAGCGAGGACGGCACGAUCAGGUUGUGGCAGACGCAGCCUGGCAAGUCGUACGGACUGUGGCAGACGCAGGAUUAGGGGGGGUAGUUGACGCCAGGGCGGGGAAGGGCUGAGAUGGCUGGCGGAGUGAGGGGCGGAUGAUGAGGCCGAAUACAGAACAGGGAGAAGGAUAUUGCCGCGUCAGGAGUAUAGACGGCGCGGAUGUACUUUGGUAUGCAGUGGUGGGU